AUGCCCUCUUCAUAUGUGGCUCUCAGGUCACCAUUGAACGGCGAUUAUACCACUUCUUCAACUCUCUCUUCGCGAAAUUCACGCGACUCAGAGGAUUCUCUAAGGAACCUCGAGAUUUCAGAAGGUCCCCUUGCCGCACCGCCGUCAUAUGGACGGUACGUAGGACGGUCAUAUUCUGUCAACGACUUCGAUUUCCAGCAAGACCUCUUACCUCUGAGUGCGAGUUUGACGGAUCCCGAACUCGUAGCCAGCGAAUCCGGCGACAAGAACAUAGGAUUAUUCAAUGGCAUUGCUCUUGUCGUUGGGCUUCAGAUAGGGUCGGGGAUAUUCUCAUCACCGGGUGUCGUGGUCGCCAAUACCCACACUGUUGGUGCAAGUCUGGCUGUUUGGCUCACAUCUGGUCUAUUAGCAUGGACUGGAGCAAGUAGUUUUGCGGAACUGGGAUCUGCGAUACCGCAAGACGGUGGCGCGCAAGCCUAUCUGUCGUACGCUUAUGGACCCCUCAUCUCGUAUCUCUUUGCAUGGACUGCCAUCAUUGGACUUAAACCUGGUGGUAACGCGGUGAUCAGUCUUAUUUUCUCGGAGUACAUUAAUCGGAUAUUUUGGCAUACUACUCGUUCUGAGGUAUCGCCGGAUGAUAUUCCUGAAUGGGCUAUCAAACUUACUGCAAUAGGCGCAAUAUUGGCUGUAACUCUGUUAUGCAUUUGGACGCGUAAAUUAGGUGCUCGUGUCGCGGUCGUCUUCACCACUGUAAAAGUAGCUGCUCUAAUUUCGAUCACGCUAUUAGGCAUAAUUCAGCUCGCUCGCGGAAAAGCGGCGGAGUCUUUCACGAAGCCUUGGUUUGAAGGAUCCAGCAACAGUCCGUCUGCUUAUUCGUUGGCGCUCUACUCCGGUCUGUGGGCUUUUGACGGCUGGGAUCAGGCAAACUAUGUUGGAGGGGAGAUGCAUAACCCAGGAAAGAAUAUUCCCCGAACUAUACAUUCUAGCAUGGCCAUCGUCACGGUAUUAUUUCUGCUGGCCAAUAUUUCCUACUUUGUGGUUCUAGAUAAGAAUCUUGUUGGUCUGAGCAAUACAGUUGCCAUGGACUUUGGACGGGCACUAUUUGGACCUAUAGGAGGGACAGUUUUUGCCUUUAUGGUGGCGUUCUCAUGUUUUGGUGCUUUAAAUGGAUCAUUCUUCACAUGCUCACGUCUCAUUUACGCCGCCGGUAGAGAACGGUAUCUUCCCUCUCUUUUUGGGCGGCUGCACAAGACCAGGAAGACGCCGUUGAAUGCGACACUACUGCAAACGGCUAUUACUAUCGCUUUCAUCCUUGUGGGUGGCGGGUUUCGCUCGCUUAUUAACUUCUCUGUCGUUGCGUCAUGGGGAUUCUAUUUUCUCACUGUUCUUGGACUAGUUAUUCUACGAGUGAAGGAACCUACGCUAGAAAGACCUUACAAAACGUGGAUAAUAACACCGUUGAUAUUUUGUGCGGUAGCAUUGUUUCUCAUUUGCAUGCCAGUUAUUGCUGCGCCGCUACCCGCAAUUGCAGUUCUGGGCUUUGUGGUUGCCGGCAUUCCCGUGUACUACAUCACACACGGAAAGGAUAGAGAUAUACCGCGGGUAUUUGCUUGGAUUUGUGCUUGUGUUGACCGGUUACGAGGAGGACCACGCGCAAGCGAUGGCUGGCAGGCGGUAGCAACCGAAGGAGAGGAGCAGAUGGAGAUGGUUGAAGAGCGAGGUUCUGAUCGAUGACCCUUGAUUGUAUAAUAUAGAGGAUGAAUAACGGGUGUUUGUGGUGAGAAGGGCGUCCGUAUGUCGUAUCACAUUCCCAGGGGUAUGCUGUGAUUCCCUCGCAGUUUACCCGUUCCCGACAAUGUCCCUGAGACGCCGCGUC
Guyanagaster necrorhizus is the source of this 1876-nucleotide messenger RNA. Its product is annotated as amino acid transporter. Gene Ontology annotation, molecular function: L-amino acid transmembrane transporter activity. The transcript has 16 exons. Gene Ontology annotation, cellular component: membrane. Bases 1 to 1734 code for a protein of 577 amino acids. NCBI's taxonomy places the organism in Eukaryota, Fungi, Basidiomycota, Agaricomycetes, Agaricales, Physalacriaceae. Gene Ontology annotation, biological process: amino acid transmembrane transport. The record is from RefSeq and is a predicted model, not a curated record.